ACGAGACGCCUGCGUGUGCGCAUUCACUGUACUGCAGUCGUGUUUGAUUAUUGUGAUUCAUUGGUGUUGUGGUGAAAUUCUCUCGUGAUAUUUUGUGUUUCUUAACCUUAAUUUAACUGGAUUUGUCUUAUAAUAGCCGACGAAAUGCAGGUAGCUAGGCGAGACUGGUGUUGUGGAAGCAGCCUUCGAAUAAAAUGCUUUAUUAUUGGAUAUAUGAAUUUGAUCGCAAGCAUCGUGGACAUCGGAUGUCACCUCCUCGUAGUCGCCAUUGUUACCAAGGGUUUCCAAUGCGACGUUGACAAAGAUAGUCUCCGUCUAACAGACUGGCCAUGGCUUGAACCAGUGCUUCUGGUGCUCAAUCUAGGAACUCAUGGUUUCUAUCCCUUCCCGCUAAUACUGCGUUCAUACAGUGACCCUAAUAUUGACUACUUUCCGAUGCCUGGACAACCCCGGUGCUACCCUGGGAUGCUGCAUGUCUAUCUCAUUGAUAUUUUGAACUUUUUGAUCAACGCAAUAUGGUUCAGAUUCGUUCUGUCAUUCGUUGCUGCUGUGCAUAAGAAAGAUCCAGAACCCAUGCGAAUGUUCUACGGUCUAUCCGUCCUGAAGUUGGUUCUACAAAUGCUAUACAUAGCGUACCAACCCGACCGCGAUGACUUCACUGUGGAAGGCUACUGGUUCAUCAAACUGAUGGAUGUUUGCGUUGCAACUAUAUUCCUGUUUAUAAUCCACAAGUAUAUAAAACAAUUGAUGAUCGAAAGAGCGCAGCUUAUCAUGGAUCAGCCGCCAUCUUACGUCGAGUGUCUAAUUAAUGGAGGGAAACCACAGAUAGAAGAAAAGAAAGAAGCCAUAGUGACAGUAGAACAGGGCAAAGACAAUACAAAUGUUGCUACUACAUAAUUUUAGUCUAUGGGUGUAUUUUACGAAUUUAAAUUUUGAUUCCUAUUCUUUUUAUUUUUUUUAUUAUAUACCGUCUUGACAUGAAAAUUUGGAAAUUGUGUUGAAAUUUUCUUGUAAGUAAAUUAUAUUAUAUUUAUAGUCGAAACGGAUUAGUAUGGUAUAUUUUAAGUAUUUUUAGUUUUUAAUUGUUAAAACGAAGAUUUGUAAUCUCAAAUAAAUGGACACUUA
Molecule: messenger RNA, 1125 nt
Organism: Colias croceus (clouded yellow)
Lineage: Eukaryota; Metazoa; Arthropoda; Insecta; Lepidoptera; Pieridae
Exons: 6
Coding region: 145-897 (250 amino acids)
Source: RefSeq, a predicted model, not a curated record